AAAAGGAAACCUGGCAGCGAGGCGUCCGAGAUGAAAUGAGCCGCAGUGUGGCAGCAGCGACGCCCGAGACCAAAGCUCAACAACACGGGCUCUAAUUCACACUGUCAGCCGCUGUUGAUGUGGUUGUGGAGCUUCACUGAGAGCGGACGUGGAGUGAGUCUGUACGGUCCUUUACCAGACUGAGCUGAGAGCGAGCGAGCGAGCGAGAGGGAGGACGAGCAGAGCUGUGCAAGCACCUCUACAGAAUGAAGAGCCUGCCUGUCCUGGCCCUCCUCCUCUGGAUAUGCUCUUUAUUUUAUAUGGGCAUCUUACUUUUCGUCGGGGGGUUCCUGCUGGUGCGGCUGGAGGUCAACAGGACCAGCACCUGUGCAGACGUCCUUCCCCCAGGAGCUGAUGUGAAAGGAGAUUUCUGUCUGAAGGAGCCGCGCUUCCGCAGAGCCGUCGUCCUCAUAAUUGACGCCCUGAAGGCUGACUUUACUCGUUACGACCCGGGGAACACCUCGCCCAGAGCUUUCGAGAACAAACUGCCCAUCCUGGACGAGAUGGCUUCGUCUCGGCCGUCCCAGGCCAGGCUGUACACCUUCAGGGCUGAUCCGCCCACCACUACCAUGCAGAGGAUCAAAGGAUUCACCACCGGCUCCCUGCCCACCUUCAUCGAUGUGGGGAACAACUUUGCCUCCAGCGCUGUCCUUGAGGAUAACCUUGUCCACCAGCUGGGUCAAGCAGGCAAGCGAGUGGUCUUCAUGGGCGACGACACAUGGGUCAGUCUUUUCCCCAGAAAGUUCCACCGCUCGCUCCCCUUCCCCUCCUUCAAUGUGAAGGAUCUACACACGGUGGACAACGGAAUCCUCCAGAACAUCUUCCCCACCAUGGAGGGAGACGAUUGGGAUGUCCUGAUUGCUCACUUUCUGGGUGUGGAUCAUUGUGGACACAGAUUUGGCCCUGACCAUCCUGCCAUGGCAGAAAAGCUCACACAGAUGGACGAAGUCAUCAGGUCAGUGAUUAAGCGACUGCAGAACGACACCCUAUUGGUGGUGAUGGGGGAUCAUGGCAUGACGGACACAGGAGACCAUGGUGGAGAGAGCCAGAAGGAGACGGAUGCAGCUCUCUUCCUCUACAGUGGAUCCCCUCUGUUCCCAACACCCGGCUCACAGAUGGAGCCGGAGGUUGUUCCUCAGACUGAUCUGGUGCCCACACUGGCUCUGCUGCUGGGAGUGCCUAUUCCAUACAGCAGCGUAGGACAGGUUCUACUGCCUCUCUUUCCCCUCAACAGUUCUCUGGGUGCAUCUAUGAGUCUCAGCCAGGCAGAGGCGCUGUGGAUCAACGUCAAACAGGUAAACCGGUUCCUGGAGACCUACUCAAACAUGGCCAAGGACAUUCCAGCAGACGGUCUGUCCCAGCUUCAGUCCCACUUCACCCAACUGUCUUCUCAGUACCUGAGCUCAGUCAGUGAAGGUGCUCCACCCUCAGCUGAGCUCACAGCCUCCAUGCAGGCUUACCUAAAUUCCGUUAGGGAAACCUGCCGCGCCUCGUGGGCCCGCUUUAACCCUCUUAAAAUGGCAGCAGGUCUGCUGGUCCUGGGCCUUGCUUGUGUAGCGUGUUUCGUUCUGACGGAGCUGUCCCUCAUGGUCCUACAGGGCAGCGUGUUGAAGGCUCCCUUGCUCUCCGGGCUGCUGGCGGGUGCAGCCGUAGCUGCAUGUCAGCUUUUCACGCUGGGCUUUGUGGAGGUUUCAUGGUGUUUUGGAGCGGGGGCACUGAUGUCUGAGGUCGCGUUCCUAUGGAGGAUUCGACGGGCUUUUACUCGUGGCAGCUCUAGUGCCCGUCUGUCUGUGUGGCUCCUCCUCAACCCACCGCUUCUUGUCCUCUUCCUGCGCUGUGCCUCUUUACUCUCGGACAGCUAUGUCAUCUCCGAGGGACGCGUGGUCACCUUUCUGCUCUUCACGCUGGGCCUCUACAUUCCGCUUCGACUGAACUGGGAUGGACUCCUGGUGCCCAGUCCUCCAUCGGACACGCAGAAACCUCCUGGGCUUCUCCCGCCUGCUCUGCCUCUCUCCACAGUCCGCCGCGAGAGCACCGCCCUGCUGGUCAGUGUAGCCAUUUUGGUGGGCUGCCUCUACCUUUCCCUGUCGUUCCACAGCUGCCGUGAGGAGCAGGGCUCCUGCCAACCUUCGGCCUUCCUCACACCACUCUCGCGAGUGCAGGACAGCCGCGUGCGCAACCUGCACUACAUCCUCUCUGUCGCCUCGCUCUUUGCUUGGGCGUUCCUCCUGCACCGCUGGCUGAGGCACUACGGCAACUUAAACUGCACCAGCGUGGCUGUGUUUACUGCCCGCUGCCUGCUCCCUUUGGCUUCUAUCUGCAUGGGUCUGCACUGGGCAGUCAGUGCCACUCCUGGAGACAGCUUCAGGAAUCUGGCAGAGCUGAUAAGCCUUGCACAGGUGGUUUUGCCGCGGAUCACCUUUGGACUCCUGGGUCUUGGGCUGCUGCUGCUGUGGCUUGACCCACUGACUGUGUUUCUAAAGAUGCGAGCGCCUCUGAACUCCCGUGGGACGUCUGUGCCCCCACCCAAGUAUCGCGCCAGCACUGGAGUUAGCCCUCAAGCGGAGCUGCACCACCUCAUACCACAGCUGUACCAGCGUAUCCGGCAGUCCCUGGAGGAUGGAGGGUCGGAGGGGGAUGAGGCGGACGGGCGUCCAGCUGUGGAGGCCUAUGGGCUGGGCACUGUGUACUCGGCACCGCUGGUCUUGCUCUGUGGGCUGCUGGGCUUGGGGCUGCUGCUGCUGCACGCUGAAGGCAUGGCAAUAGCCUUCCUGCUAAUGCUGCUGCAGGCCGCAGCUGUGCUGCACCUCCACUCCUCCUCCAGCACCCUCUCCAGCCUGCAGAGUCACUCCAGUGUGUUCAGUGUGCCCUGGGCUCCAGUGGUUCUGUGGUCUCUUGCUGCCUCCCAGUUUUUCCAUGCUACAGGUCACCUGCCCACCUUCCCCUCCAUCCAGUGGGGUGCUGCGUUUGUUGGCUUCCCUCAGGGCCACUCGGGCACGGUGCUACCUGCCUCGCUUGUCACUCUCAACACCUUCGCCUCACACAUCAUGUUUGCAGUUGGCUGUCCACUGCUGCUGUUCUGGCCAUUGGUGCAUGAGGCGCGCGGAACUCGAACCGGUCGCUCAGGUGAAGAUGGAGAUGAUGUGGUCAUGGAGAUGAGGCUGCGGGAAAACCCUCAGCAGUUCAGUUCAGCACUGCUGCAGCUUGCGGCGCGCUAUCUGUUCAUCACCGGAGCUCAGGUUUUGGCAUCAGUGUGUGCUGCAGCGAUCCUCAGGAGGCACCUCAUGGUGUGGAAAGUGUUCGCACCAAAGCUGAUGUUUGAGGCUAGCGGCUUCAUCGUGAGCAGUGUGUUCUUGCUGGUGGGAGUCACUCUGGUCAUGAGAGUGGACGUGGCCGUGGCUCGCUUAUUUCAGAAACUCCUUCCAGAAAAUUCCAGGUAGCACUAAAGGUCAUCUUCUCCAAUACAACUGCCAACAAGAUGGAAAGAAAUCAGGCCACUGUCAUGUCUGGACCAAAGAGGUCAUGAAUGGCCUCUGUUUCUCUGAACUCGUGAGGGGGGAAAUGGACAGCUGCUAAUGUUUUACACUCGUUUUGUUAUCACACAGACACUCUUAAUCUGAGCCAUCUGUGGCACCGCUGCCUUUGUAGUUGAAGUGGGAGAGGUGAUCAAGCAUGCCUUUAUACUGCCAUACACACCACUGACUCUGCGGUUAGUUUACUGAAGGGUUUAAACGGCUGGGCAUCUGCAGUAUUUUAAUGAAACGUACAGAUUGGGAGAGUUACUGUGAUGAAGGCUGACCUCAUGGGGAUGUUAAUGUAGAAUAGGCAUUCAUAAUAUCUGAUAAAGCAGGAUAUGGGGGAUUGUAAGCUAACUUUGGGCUCAAUUUAAGGGAGCACUGAGUUGAACUGACUGAAUGUACACAAGACAAAGCUCAGAGUACCUUAAAUUAAACCUGUUGUCAGGGUAACCAUCCAAAUUUACAGUAUCCCUGAACUGCAUAGCUUGGUGUAGGGCUGCAGCUAUAAUGGUUAUUUCUGUAUUCAAUUAAUUUAUCACUUAUUAUUUGAUUAAUCAAACCAUUGUGUGUUUUUCCCCUUUCCUUUUAAAAGUACAUCAUUCAAAGUUCUGUGGAAUGACAAGCCACUUCUUCUUAUAUGGUGAGACAAAACAGAAGCCGUGUUGCCCCCUGUGCUUUCUGUAGUGUCUUACUGAAUAACAGUUAUUUUGUUUUCAUUGGGUGCAAAUUCUAUAUGUUUUCAAUAUAUUACAAAAUCUAAAUAGAAUGCAUUGUAACAUAUUUUCAAAAUAUUCAAAUUUUGUGUAGACAGCUUUGGUUUUUAAGUAAAUUUAACUAAUUUACAUAACAGAAAAAUAAUCAGCUUUGUGGACUGAUUUUUGCAGCCCUAGGUUAGUGGUGGAUGGAGUAGCCUAAAUCCGUACUCAGAAGUAGAGGCACAAACGUACCAACUGAGAAACCUACUUUAAAUAACCUGUAGAGCUGUUAGGGAACUUCUCAGAACAGGGGUCAGAAGCGUGGCUGUUUUGCUGCCCUGUUGUACAAGAAACAUUCCACUUUUGAGGAAAAGUUUCCUGCUGGAGAUGUGAGAAAAGCAGCUAUAGCUGAGCUAAAAUUUAAAGCAGAGCAAAGUAAGUCAUUUAUGUUUUAGCCUAUACUGGUACAUGAGCACAUACUGAGACAAAUUUACAGCCAAGAUGGUAAAAUGAACAUAAAAUAUUGUGGCUUCUUGAUUUUUGUUGAAAAUGGCCAUUCCUAACAUUGGAGUUGUCGACCCCUGUCUUAGGACAUCCAGCACAGAAACUGAGGUUUAUACAGCUCUGUGUGGAUCCUUUCAGUUUAAAAUGUAACUGAGGAAAGACAUAUGACUUAUCACACUAAUAUACUUUCUAUAUAAAGUAUAUAGAAACUUUAGUAUAUAUAUAGUAUAGAAGUAAAAGUGUUAUCAUUUAAAAUACUCAAGCUACAAAUCUGUCAAAAUUUGACUUGAUUGACUCAAUGGCAUAGUAUCUGAGCAACUAGUUACUAUCCACCUCUGACUAUAAUGCAACCAUCCUGCUAAUUUAAUUGCUCUUUAAGCUGAUCUGCUGGGUUACAGCAGUGGGUUAACUAUGCAGUGCAGGGAUCCUCCAGGGCUGUAAGUGGGCAUCACUGGUGUAGAGUAAUAGGCUCCAAACCUGCACACCAGUUUACAUCUUCCUAUAGAAGAACAGUUUUGCCAGGUAGAAGAGAAAAAAGUUCUGGCAGCAGUUUGUGAAAAAUGUGGACGACGUAUCUUAAAAUAAUGACUUAUCCUGAAAUAAUUGCUUACUUUGUCAAAACACCAGAAUGUUGUCUUAAUAGCUCAAAAGCCCAGUCACACCUUAUUAAGUCCUUUGUAGAUGAUUAAUAAACUCUUAGCAGAUUAUCAGUAACACAUCAACAACAUAUCAGUGAUUGUCAAGAGCAUAUGUUCUUCACAGUGUCUUAUUAGUCUGUUGAGUUAGUUUUUUUAUUUAAAAGGACCACUUAAAAUAAAACGUCACCAAAAUCCCAAGAUAAAAUCUCAAAAUAAUAAAAUCCCAAAAUAAUAAGUUUUUGAGAAAAUAAUUCAUCAUUUCACCAUACCAUCUUAAAUCCCCAAGAAAAUGUGAUUAUUUUGGGAUAAGAACCUUUUUAACAUAACGAAAUUCAACAUGCAGUACUGCUGCCACAAACCGAGAAGCUAGCAGGAAUGGUAUUUCCUCCCUCUAGUUUUAUUCUCUUUUAAAUCUUUCUCUGUUUGCUUCUGUUGUGUAACAGCUCCAUGGUUAGCACCAUGUUACCUGUUCUGAUGGAACUCUUUCUUAGCAAUAACCGCUAUCAGUUUCAGGGUCAGUCCAGUAACAUUAAACUGUAAUGUUACUUUGCCGUUUUUGUCAAUACCUUGUCUCUGCUCAGCUGGUCUGGUCAAGUAAGAGGUCACUAGCUUUAUUGGCUGCCUUGAGUGAUGUGGUCGGAUGAAAUGCACUCAGUGCAUAUUGACUGUUAUUUAUUUAUUUUUCAUAUUUUUUGCGUUGCUGAUAAAUAGAUAAUUUCAUUGUUCUUGUUUUAAUGAGAAAUGAAUGGGUGAAGCACGAUCAGGUUCACUUUUAGCCAUAAAUUUAACAGCUAUGUUACUGCUCAUGUGGUGUGGGGGGUGUGGGGGGGGUGCGUUUUGUGUGGGAUGGUAUUGGCUGAUUGUAACUUUUACUGAAAUACAUUCAGUAAAAAGGAUUUCACUAAUGAAUUAAUGAAAGGAAGCGGGUUGAUUUAGAGGGUGUGAUUUAACUAUUUUUAAUUGUCUUAAAAUUGUCUUAAAUUAAAUGAUGUAGUGAAUGAGGGAGAAACUGAUUAAAUAUUUUAUACGGUUUAAAAAUU
Messenger RNA from Pygocentrus nattereri (red-bellied piranha), 6434 nucleotides. RefSeq names its product phosphatidylinositol glycan anchor biosynthesis, class O (gene pigo). The coding region runs from base 246 to 3479 and encodes 1077 amino acids. The record is from RefSeq and is a predicted model, not a curated record. The transcript has 13 exons. Gene Ontology annotation, molecular function: mannose-ethanolamine phosphotransferase activity. NCBI's taxonomy places the organism in Eukaryota, Metazoa, Chordata, Actinopteri, Characiformes, Serrasalmidae. Gene Ontology annotation, cellular component: endoplasmic reticulum membrane. Gene Ontology annotation, biological process: GPI anchor biosynthetic process.